Molecule: messenger RNA, 1272 nt
Organism: Pseudomassariella vexata
Lineage: Eukaryota; Fungi; Ascomycota; Sordariomycetes; Amphisphaeriales; Pseudomassariaceae
Exons: 2
Coding region: 393-962 (189 amino acids)
Source: RefSeq, a predicted model, not a curated record
UCUUCUGUCCCGCACCUCCUUGUCAGCAUCUUGAAGCACCCAGCCUCUCCUGUCCAAGAGGGCGUUGGUAGCAGGUUCACGAGGGGCACGGGUGCAUGCGAGUGAAGAUUAACCUGAAACCUGGCGAUUGCCAUAGCCUUUUCGUGAACCAAGAUUUCGGAUCUGUGAGGUCCUCAAUUCGGCAUGGGAUUGGGGAGAUGGAGCCGCAAAGGAACCCACGUACUGGCGAUUUGACAUGAUGAGGAUCCUCAAGGCUGAAACAGGCACCGUUGAGCACAGGGCACUUAUCUCUACGGGAUCUAAACCAUCUAUAGCACUCAAUCCCAGUGGAUACUAUACAACCCGGGCGAAGACAAGGAUAGAGCUCCUCUGAAACACUGCAGGGUUUGUUGAUGGUUGAAACAAUCACGACUUUUCGGCCACAUAUUCCAAAACGGGCUUGCCAGAAGCUACCUACUACUCGGAGACUCUUAUCUACUGGAAAGAAAGCCCAGAGCAUCGACUUUUCUCCGGAUGGGUCCUGGACUCACAGAGCGGCAUCCACGGGCCAGGGGAGAUCUCCCGAAAAGUGCGGACGAAAUACUUCUGGAUCAAGACCCCGGAUCUACGUUUGUUGGUUCCAGCACCCCAUAAUGCCGUCCUCACCCCGAGCCGUGCUCUUUCUCUCCCUCGUCAUCCUCGCCCUCGUCGCCCUCAGCUCUUCCACCGCGGCCAAUCUCCCCCGCGCCGUACAGCAUACGGCCGUGUACGGCCUCGGGUCCUUCUGGUCGGCCUCGUUGCUUUGUCAGCUCGCAUCGGGCCGGGGUGUACUCCCUUUCCAAGGAACCACGAUCUGCGCUCCCGUCGGCGUGGGCGUCGGCACCAUGGUUGCGAGGGCGCAUAUCAAGUUGACCUAUGAUGACAAGACUUGGCUUUUGAUUCGGAUGAAGCUUCGGAAAUUGGGGCUUGAGGAUGUCAUCUGAUGCGGGUGUCGUCUGGGGUUCGCGGUUGAGAGCAAUUGAUGAGCUGGAUUGUAAUUUCGGGGGGCUCUUGUCGGUAGAGUGGCCUAAUAUCAAUAAUACCUUGGCUCGCAUGCCUAUUGCGGUUGCCGCACAUUGUACGCUCACGAAGCUGAGUUCACCCAGUCAUUUCUACUUGGUCAUCCUACCUUCGAAAAUAGCGAUUUUAAUGAACCUCUCACCAAUGCACGCACAUGCCUUGAUGGCGUCAGGGGUUUUGCUCAGGUUUGUGUCCCAUUUGACGUAGAUGGGUCAGUAAGGAGUUCUGAUAAAC